Messenger RNA from Cutaneotrichosporon cavernicola, 2127 nucleotides. RefSeq lists its product as uncharacterized. The transcript is spliced from 2 exons. Gene Ontology annotation, molecular function: mRNA binding. Gene Ontology annotation, biological process: regulation of translation. Lineage: Eukaryota; Fungi; Basidiomycota; Tremellomycetes; Trichosporonales; Trichosporonaceae. Gene Ontology annotation, cellular component: nucleolus. Bases 1 to 2127 code for a protein of 708 amino acids. The record is from RefSeq and is a predicted model, not a curated record.
AUGUCGUCCAAGCAGCGAGGGACGAAACGCGCCGCUGAGGCGCCAGCCUCGGGACCCAAGAACAAGAGCUUCAAGCCUUCUGGAGGCAAGGAUUUCCGUGGCAAGCCGGGCACAAAGCCUGCUGGCAAGUUUGGCAAGCCGGAUGGCAAGUUUGGCAAGCCCGCCGGCAAGUUUGACAAGCCCGCUGGCAAGUUUGGCAAGCCCGCAGGCAGGUUUGACAAGCCUGGCCAGCCGAACAAGUUUGGCAAGCCCGCCGGCAAGCCGGCCAAGAAGGAGGACGAGCCGGCACGCCGUAAGCGCCCGGUAACGCAGGGCGGUGGUGACGAGGACGUCGACAUGUCCGGCGACGAGGGCGACGACUUUGAGGAGCAGGGUGAGGGCGAGGUUGAGGGCGAGGGCGAGGGCGAGGGCGAGGCUGUACCGGAGGAGAAGCGUGGCAAGAUGAGCAAGACCGAGCGUGCGGCACUUCACGCCGCCCAGCCGCACCGCAAGACUCUACUUCCGUCGCACGCUCUCCUCACCGAGACCCUCCUUCCGCUAUGGGAGACUGCGCGGCGUCUCGAAAUGCCCAAGGACGAACGGACGGCUGCGAUCACAGCCUUGUGGGAAGCGGUACAGGGCCACGCGCUCGAGAUCUCGCGCGGCCACAAGGGCGGUCGUAUCCUCCAGACCAUUGUCAAAUAUGGUGGUAAGGAGGAGAGACUUGGCGUCGCUAUGGAGUUGCAGCCCAAGUGGAGGGAGAUGAUGGAGUCCAAGUACUCCAAGUUUUUGAUGGGCAAACUUAUUCGCUACUGCCCGUCUAUCCGCCCGCUUCUCGUUCCGGUCAUUGCCAAGAAUCUCGGUAGUCUGCUCUCCCACGCCGACGCGGUACAGCCCAUCUCGGACUUUUACGACCUGUGGGCGUCGGCAAAGGAACGGCGUGGUCUGGUUCGCGGCUUCUAUCCCCGCGAAGUGGAGCUCUUUGAUGGUGGAAAGGAAGGCGAUUUCCCCGGUCUCGAGGGCGCCCUCGAAACCACCGGCGAGAGUGGACGUCUUCGUGUUCUCGAAGGAAUCGAGAAGGUGGUCACUGAAAUCUUUAAUGCAACACAGAAAACCGCCCUCGCUCAACCCAUCUUCCACCGCCUCGUAUCGGAAUACCUCACUUGCAUCUACCGGUUCCUCCCCGCCGAAGACGCUGGCAAGAAGAUGCACGAGCUCCUCGACGUUGCUCUCGAAAGUCUCCCUGAAAUCGUUCACACCAAGGACGGGAGCGCGGUCGUGCGUGACCUCCUCGUCCGCGGAAAUACAAAGGACCGUAAAUCCAUUCUCCAGCAUUUGAGGAAGCACGUUUCGGCAAUUGCAAAGGACGCCGACGCCCAGCUUGUCCUCUUCACGGCAUUCGACGUGGUCGACGACACGAAACUCAUGUCCAAAGCCUUCGUCUCGGAUGUCGUUGGUCUGGCCCACGAGUUGGCCCAGGACAAGAACGGACGCAGGGCUGUCCUCUAUCUCGUCGUCCCCACUGCGUCGAGGCACUUCCUCCCGUCGACUCUGGCGAGUCUUGCCACCGCAGCCCAAACCGCCAAGGACAUCGGCACGUCCAAGAAGGACCCGGUUGUGCGCCGGCGCGAAAUCCUCUCCGCCGCCUCGCCCGGUCUCCUCACCCUGGUCGCUGACAAGGCGGAGGAGAUGGUGCGUGACCCCGGCUCUGGGCUUCUUGUUACCGAAAUCCUCCUGCACACUUCAGGCGACAAGAGCGCGGCCAUCGAGGCUCUCACCGCACCCCUCGCGACUCCUUAUGGUGACGAACACGUCCUCCACCUCCCCCACGCCACGCGGACAUACAAGACUCUCCUGUCUGGCGGCCACUUUUCGCAGGCCACAAAGGCCAUCGACGUCGUCGCUCCCGAGCUUGGGUCGGCAAUGGGCGUGUCGAUGUGGCGCGCAAUCUCACAGCACGAGGGUAACGCCAUCCAGGUCGCUGCUGGCGCGCCGUUUGUCAUGGUCGAGCUCCUCGCUGCAAUCCAGGGAUCCGAGGUGGCGGAUGAGGCCAAGGCCACCCUUACGAGUGCCGAGGCGAUUGAGGCGGUCGAGGCCAGUGAGAUGAAGGGCGCUAAUGUGCUCCUGGAGCGGAUUCAGGCGCUGUAG